UUCUGUCCCAGAAUGCAGUCUGGUAAACAGACAUGGAAGCACCAGGUGAAGACCUCCACAGAGGCUGAGCACUGCACUCGCUCUUCCCACCGUCUUCUGUCUCCUUCGCCCAGUGCAUCCAGUUGAUAUAUAUCAGCCUGGUGUCACGUUCAAGUCUACAGCAUCCAGAGCCUUGAUUUCCUCUUCAGUGUGUGUGUCGCCAGCAAUCACCCAAACUGAUGAGGAUCGACUGACUGAGUUAAAAAUUUUUCCUUGUUUCUUAUUUCACCAAGCGGAAAGAAUGUCGGAAAGGGCCGAGGAUGACGUCAGGGGGGAGCAGCGCCGAGCGGCCAGGCAGCAGCUGAAGCAGCAGCAGAUCCAGCGGGGAGAAGGCUCCACAGCAAUGGCGACUGUUGCGGAGCGGAGAUCAUUGCCUAGUCCAGAAAUAAUGCUGGGACAGCCUUGGAGCAACUGGGUCGACGCCGCCAAACUCCACGGCAACGACGGUGCUGAAUCGGAGGAAAGUUUCAAAGACUUCGGGAAAAAUCGAGAAGCCAUGCGUUUGUGCAGAGAAGACAUGCCCAUAUUUGGCCAGUGUCCCGCACAAGACGACUUCUACCUGGUGAUGUGCAGCCACUGUGGUCAGGUAGUCAAGCCACAAGCCUUCCAAGCACACUACGAGAGAAGACACAGUUCGGCGAGCAAGCCUGCCUCCACCUCGCCCUUCCCUGUAUCAGGCAGGAACCGGAGCAGUGGCAGUGGGCUUGGGCCUGGGCUAGCUCCGGGGUCUGUAGCUGGAGUGACAAGUGGAGGGGUCCUUGGCCGACCUUCCACUGCGAGCUCCAGUUUGUCCUCCUCGUCAUCAUCCUCCUCCAAUCCCAAACUCCUAAAACCAGCCAAAGAGAAGCUGCCAGUCCCUCAGCAAAGACCCUCCUAUGCCCCCUUCAGGUUGCUCCAGCCUGAUAAGAUCCCCAUCCAUACAUCCACAUCUAUCUCUUACCAUGUGCUUCUCACUGGCUCAGUGUUUCUAACUCUCAGCUUCCUCCUUGCUGCCCUCUUCAUCUCUGUAACCUUCUCUUCCAGCCUCACCCCCGCUGUUAAGGUGGAGAAGAUGCAUCUGAGGGUGGACUCGUCAGCUAAGCUGGUGCAGGCUUCAUCUGCCCCCGCCACCACCUCAUCCUCCUCUACAUCCUCCUCUAGCACCACUGUGAGCUCCAACACUACCGCCAUCACGACCUCCUCCUCCUCCUCAUCAGCCCUUAAAGCAGGCCUUAACUGUCCCUCCAUACCAAAGCCUCCAUUACUGGCCCCAGGUCAGAUUCUCAACGGCAAGGGCCACCUCUCGGACAAGAAGCAGGACAGCAUCAGCAGUGCCAGUAGCAGACGCCACCUUAACAAGAAAGUCACAGAACGUGAAUACAAUCCAGAUAUCCACUGUGGCGUUGUGGAUAUGACAGCUCGGAAACCCUGCACAAGAUCCCUAACAUGCAAGACACAUUCCUUAAGCCAGCGGAGGGCGGUGCCAGGGCGAAGGAAGCGCUUUGACACAUUGCUGGCAGAGCACAAGAACAGAGCAAGGGAGAGGGAGCGAGACCUCCACCAACCCCAUUCCCAGCCAAACCCCCUUCUCAGGGACCCACACCCCUCCUCCCAUCCCACCCCUGGCCAUGAUGCCCAUCAGGUGGCUCAUGGCAAUGGACCCGCCCCAGAUGCCACUAAGCCUUCGCCACUUGGAAAGCCCAAAUUUCUCAGCCCUUGUCUUCCACGACCAAACAACAGUCACGGAGGGGGUACUUCCGGAGACCUUGCAGUUGUCCACGAGUCACCACACCAUCCCCAAACUACCCCUGAUGGUUUUUCCAGACCCUCUAGUGACGAGGGAGAGAAUGAGGAGCGAGAGGACAACGCUGACAAACUGGACUGUCACUAUUCAGGUUAUCAUCCACGACCGGCAGCUUACUGUACCUUUGGAAGUCGACUGUUUGGGAGAAGCUGUUACUCCUUUGACCGGCGAUGGGACAGAGUGCGAUAUGCCCUAACCACAAUGAUGGACAAGCAUGUCAACUCUCAGAUGUGGAAGAAAAUCCCCUUGGCCUUGGAGAACUCCUCCUCUGUUGCACCUACCCAUAGGACAAGCACAAAUUCCCACGGUAGCACUCCCUCUUCAGGCUUCCUGGGCCCCCCUGCCAUCUUGCCCCAGGCUCCCUAUAGCCAGUCGUAUGAGGGCAAGUCAGUGCUCUCCUAUGGGACCACCUUAAAUGCCCGCAGUUCUCCGCAGGGCGGGGCUGAGCACCCGGCCUAUGGCACCACGCAGGCCCGACAAGUGUCUUCGUCGCCGCAGAUGCCUUCAGCCCACUUGUCCUCAUCUUCUUCUUCUUCAACUCCUUCCCUCGCCUCAGGCCGGGCGUUUAAGUCCCGUUCCUCCAGCAGCAGCACUACCAAGUCGUCAUCGUCCUUCAGGCCCAAGGAGAUCUCAUCUGGCUCCUCCACACCCAUCAUCCCAAACUCCACUAGUGGAGGAAGCACUGGAGCUAAUAGUAACAGUAGCAACACUAGCUUCAGCUCGGGAAAGAAGAGGAAAAACAGCUCUGUCCUCUCUUCAUCCCAUGGCUCCUCUGAAUCCUCUUCUAAUGCCAACUUCUCUUUCUCCUCCUCCUCCUCUUCCUCUUUCAAGAAGAACUGUGCAAAUGUCGGCAGCUCAGGGAGCACCUACCACCACAGCUCAUUAGGUCCGUCAGCCUCAGCAUCAUUAUCCUCCUCCCACAGUGGAGUCCACAGCGUGGGGCUUAACUGUGGCCGUACUGUGCGGACCAACUCACUUAGUCUCAAGGUCGAACCUUCCGGAGGUUCAGCAGGCGGCUCCUCUGGGCCGCCUGCAAGAGGUCCUCCCUCGGGCAGCCCUGCAGAGUCCAUCAAGCGUAUGAGUGUGGUGAUGAACAGCAGUGACUCAACCCUUUCCCUGGGGCCUUUUGUCCACCACCAGCCCUCAUCGUCAUCUGACCACCACACCAGCUUCAGCCACCACUCCUCAGAUGGGCGCCUGGAAGGUAAGAAGCGCAAAAGCUCUUCUGCUUCCAGUGGCAUUAAUAGUGGAGGUGGUGGAGGGGGGCUCGGAGGAGGAGGAGGAGGACCUGGACCAGGUAGACCCAAAGUGGCCAAGUCGCCUGCUAUUAACAACAUCCAUGGGAAGCAUGGGCGGAGCAUUCCAGGGACGCCGGGUCUACCCAACAACUCCCAUUUACAUCAGCCAAAGGCUCGUCCCUGACAGCGGCGUCCGGCUUCAGUGUAUGAAACUGGCAGGCGGGCGGGGAAAAGUCCGGAGCGGUCCGCGUACUGCUCUGGACUGCACGAGGCCUUCUAAAAUCAAACCCACAUACUCAGCUUCCCACAAUCCUCAGGGUGGAGAUGAUCUGGACUGCCCAGUGAAGUAGAUGUGGUCCUUUACUAUUUUCUCCCAAAGCCAUGUGUGUGGGGGUCGGGGGGAGGAGAGGGGAGGGCAGGGGCACUCAAUGGGGACAGCAUGGAGCAGCAGGGGUCUAACGAGCGAGCCAAGGAUCCCCCACGCGAGUGUUGUCCCAGUAAUCUGAGAGGUCUUCCUGUCUGUUUUGGAGGUAGGAGCAACAAGUGCAAAAGCCAUGGGUCUCCUGUCCCGUGGUUAAACGAGCUCUUUGGGUUCAGGUUAAGGGCUGCUGCAACAAGCCGUCGUGACGCCGAGCAACUGGGGAGACAGCAAGCCGAUCUCUUCCGCGUUUGUUAAAGAAUGAGUGUGUGAAUGUGCGCGUGUACAAGUAUUUUUUCUCAUGUCAGAUUCUGCUGGACUACUGGAAUUUCCAACUUAAUUUACACCCCCAGCGCCUGAUCUCAGAAGCCUUGCAAGGAGAGCAGCAGCAGCAGGAGGAGCAAAUUGAUACUUGCAACACCUUAAACAACACACAAUCACUUUGUUGUUUCACUUUUCUGUUAGUCUGACUCUCUGGUGACACGUCGAUUAACUUUGGGUUACAUAUGGUAGCCUGAGACAAGCCUGUAGGGACGAUCUGGUCAAUUCUUUUCUUACCCGGAAAUAUUAUGCAAGUGUUACCUUUUUAUGAUUUCUUAUGAGCUUUUUACACUGAACUACAAAGGGUCUUUGUAGACUUGGUGAAGACGGUUGUGCUUUUAAAUGUGAAAAGGACACCUGAUGUGCCCAUUCGAUCGAAUCUUUUGUCCGAGAGAUAGCUUGGUCUUGAGAACACCUGUUCAUUUUCUGAAUCUUUUCAUUGUGCAAAACGAUAGCCACAGUAGACCUACCCCCAACUGUGAACAGCACUAAAUAACUACUUUCUCCACAGGCACUGCUUAGUUGUCCACAGAGCUAGCCAAAAGCUGCAAUCAGCUUUGCCAACUACUUUUAUUUUCCAAGGUAUAAGAUGGGCAGUCCUGCUCGUGAAGCGGUGAUGGUGCAUUGUGGAUAUGAAGAAAAUCUGUGCAAGCUGUAUUGUUAUAGCCACAAACUUACCUACUUUUUACCCGUGCAGCUGUGUGAGCUGCACAGCUGCACAUGGGCAGAUGUGAAUUGUAAUGUUUUCUUUUUCCCGCAUAGGGAAUCAGGUAUGGUACGUCUUAACUGGAGCAAACUUGCACGUCACCUGUCUUCUGUGGGUAUGAUUGCCCCUCCUGUGUGUAACCACUACCCAAGCGCUGGAUGUUCAAGUUUCAAUGCCUCGCCGUAACACAGUGUUGUUGUGCGUUGAGAUUCGUCACAGUAGCCAGGCAUUAUACUCUAUUCCUUUGUCAAAGCGGAGUCUUAAAUCAGGCAAUACUUGCCCAUCUGUUGGGAUGUUUGCUUAUUUACAGCGGUCUCGGGUUGAGUUUUGUGGUGCGAGAUUCAUGGAGAUGGCUUCACAGGACAUAUUUGAACUUUUUGGCAACACCUGUUGAUUUAUGGAACCUCCACUGAUGUCAGAUACAGUAGUGUGGAAAAGUAGAGGAGGCAAUUUUAUUAUUUUUUUUAAAGAAUCUUAAUUUAGCUUUUGUUUCCGUGUAGCCUAUGUAUCAAACAAGUAUUGACGUAUCCCUAUUUGAGAAUACAUAUUUUGUUAACAAAUUGUACAUAGUAAAAUAUGUAUUUUUGCACAGGCAGUUUUUCGUACACGCUGAAUUUUUGGUACAAUUUUGAAAAUUAUUUAUUUAGUAAAAGAAGAAAAAAGAUCAACAGUCAGAGAACAUGACUAUUUGAAGUGGUUCACUGCCAAGUCUAUAUAAUGCAAUACGCCUAUAUGUAGAAGCUGAAGCAUCUCAUGAAUCGUGUACUGAGAUCCUUUAAGGAAGUACGGUGAAGUGUUGCCACUGUAGCAUGUGUCUGAAUGACAGAGGAUACUUUUAUUCACCUAAGGUCUCAAUCACAUGUGCUUUUACAAGACAUUUUAUGUUGCCUAUGAAUCAAAACAACAACAAAAAAUUACUCUGUGACCCAGUUAAGCCUGUGAUUUUGAAAUGUCACGCGGGCUUAAAGCUGUGCCCGUUGUCUAACCAGUUUCCACGGACUCUUCAGUCGUACGCUUUGUAGACCUUAACCACAUUUCAUGAUUGAAACACUUAUGUUCUUUUAUAAAGGCUGAAGGGACUUUAGCAAUCAUUGCAAGGAAGAGGAACACUUCAAACAGUCCAACUGCUUGCAUCGUCGUUGCCAAACAAGUAAUUUGAAUCACAGCUUUUAAAAGAAAUAUCAAAAUAAGAAAGUGCCUGAAUUUGUGUCACCCUGACUGUUUGAGGACAGUAUUCUUUGGGUUGUUUUACCUUACUUGAAUGUUCAAAGUAUUUAGGAGUUUAGUUUUAAAUCUGCCUAUGAACCUGAAAUGUGGUAAAACCUGAGCUUGUCAGCUGCCCAGUAUGAAACACUUAAAUGUUGUUUAUUUUCCUCGAGUUUUCCAGACAAGACGUUGCGAUAUCGUUAGCCUCAGUGUGGCUCAGGCCCCCUCUGGGUUACUGGGAUUUUUAUGUAGAAACUUCAAGUGUUUUGUUUACCCUUCCACCUCCACUGACAUCUUCACUUUGUUUCCAGUACAUGGGAACAUUGCAAGGAUGUUUUCUUUAUUAGUACCAUAGACUUGGAAUGUGAAACUGAGAGAGAAUACAGCUUGUGUCUGGAAGAAAAAAACAAAUCCACCAUUCAUACUAUGUAAAAGCGUGUAUAGAUUUUUUUUUUGUAUACAUUAUCAGAAUCAUUUUCAGCUGGACUUAUGUAUUGGCUGCUAUGUAAUUCAUGAACAAAACAUAGGUUAGAAUUAAUAUUUAAAGAAAAGAUUGUAUAGUAUAUUUGUUUUGUAACAAGUUCCUGUAAAUAAAAUAAUUUAUACUGCUAUUUAUAUGAAA
Acanthochromis polyacanthus (spiny chromis) is the source of this 6333-nucleotide messenger RNA. RefSeq names its product ataxin-7. Bases 281 to 3244 code for a protein of 987 amino acids. Lineage: Eukaryota; Metazoa; Chordata; Actinopteri; Pomacentridae. The record is from RefSeq and is a predicted model, not a curated record. The transcript is spliced from 13 exons.